Molecule: messenger RNA, 701 nt
Organism: Spizellomyces punctatus DAOM BR117
Lineage: Eukaryota; Fungi; Chytridiomycota; Chytridiomycetes; Spizellomycetales; Spizellomycetaceae
Product: ubiquitin-conjugating enzyme E2 N
Exons: 5
Coding region: 102-551 (149 amino acids)
Biological process (GO): DNA damage tolerance; protein K63-linked ubiquitination
Cellular component (GO): nucleus
Molecular function (GO): ubiquitin conjugating enzyme activity
Source: RefSeq, a predicted model, not a curated record
CUUACUUGCAAAGGAUCCCGCGAUUCAAGAUUUGGUCGUGUUUGUCACUAAAGGUCUACAGUCGAAGCGUGUGAUUGCGAUAGAAAAAGCUACUCGGACCCAUGUCACUACCAAAGCGAAUUGUCAAGGAAACGGAGCGGCUAAUGGCCGAGCCUGCCCCAGGUAUCAGUGCCACACCUCACGAAGAUAAUCUCCGAUAUUUCGAUGUAGUUAUUGCUGGUCCCCAACAGUCUCCCUUUGAAGGUGGAGACUUUAAACUCGAACUUUUCCUUCCCGAGGAAUAUCCGAUGGCACCACCAAAAGUUCGCUUCUUGACCAAGAUCUAUCAUCCAAAUAUCGACAAACUUGGCCGCAUUUGUCUGGAUAUACUGAAAGAUAAAUGGUCUCCAGCUCUUCAAAUUCGCACAGUAUUACUAUCAAUACAAGCUCUACUGUCUGCUCCCAACCCGGACGAUCCAUUGGCGAAUGACGUGGCACAACAUUGGAAGGAGAACGAAAAGGCGGCAAUCGCAACAGCACGCGACUGGACGGCCCAGUAUGCUCGCGGAUGAGAUUCACAAAAGUUGCUGGAUAGGGCGAGGAAGUUAAAAGAUGGCCCAAUUGUAUGUCGUGGCUGGCAUAUUUUAAUGAGCAUGAUACCACAAAUAACGGAGUGGCAAAGUACAAUUUCAUAUUUGAAGCGUUGCAGUAAUGCUUCCACA